Molecule: messenger RNA, 2836 nt
Organism: Cinara cedri
Lineage: Eukaryota; Metazoa; Arthropoda; Insecta; Hemiptera; Aphididae
Source: the annotation of a GenBank genome assembly
UACACAUUAUGUUCUUUAAACAGAGUAGCUUUAUUGACUCAUUACCGAUCGAACAUUUUGUUUAACCAUGCAGCAAGUACCUAGGUAACUCCACGUAUAGUUGUUCAAAAAUAUAGAAUAAUAGUAAUACCUAGAAAUUAAAGAAUAAUUUUAUGUUCAAAUUAUUUAUAGUAAUUGUGAGAAAUAUAAACUAUCGUAUCUUCAGAUGAAUACAUUACAUCUAUUUUGUUUCACAACUAUAUUUCUCUCUGUGAAAUCUAUUCCAGAUGAAAUUAAGUUAGAUAUUGAAAACAAAAUUUCAAUUACUAUACCACAUAAUUGUUGUGAAUAUAUCAAAUUAAUCAAGAUUGAUUCAAAAGUCAAAUGGUGCGAAGUAUGUUCAUGUGAUGAAGCUGAACCGGACAAGGUCAAUGCAUUUUAUUCUGCUUUAACUUGUAAGUUUGCCACAUGGACUUUAAACAAAAUAUAUCACGAGUGCAUUCAUAAGUAUCCAGAUUUUUAUUAUACCACUAAAUUUGAAAGACAUUAUAAAAAUUUCAUUGAAUUAUCAAACUUCAUAGAAAGGUUAAAAAUUGAUUUAAAAGAUAUCAAUGAAUACAUUAUACAAUUUAGAACAAUAAUAGACGAUUUUUUAAGAUUAAAUUCACAUGCAUCAUAUUAUAGUGACAAAACUAUUUUAAAAAUAUUUGUUUCAAUAGAAAUUAAAUUCGGGUUAAUAUUAACAGAAGGGAUUAAAAAAAAAACACAAAUUGAUAUUAUUCAAAUGGUUAUUGAAGAAAUUAUUGCAUUACAAAGUUUUUUGUCAAUAAAUUGUUCAAAUCAAUCGGCAAGUAGUAAGAACUCGAGAUUCUAUGAUUUUUGGUUAGAAUUUGAUGAUAUAAAAGAAGAAUACAAUAAAAAAAGUAAAUUUAUUUUGCAGACUGAUAUUUUUAACGUUAUCACUACCUUCGAAUCCUUAAAUUUGGAUAAAAAUAUAAAGAAAGCUGGAGACUGUAACGUUCAACAUAUUUUAUUAAAUAAUAUGAAAAUAAAAGAUGCGAAAGGUUCUUUCUUUGAAGAUAUAUCUAAUACACGGUUGCGAAUUUCAGGCAAUAUAAAUAAAUCAAUUUCCGAUAUGUUAGAUCUAUCGAAAUCAUCUUACGACGUUGAAAUAUUGUUCUGGUUCCAGGAUUCUGCGAUGAGAACAAUCAUGGCACUAAUAUGCAUUAAAAUAUUGGCCAUUUAUACAAAUAUAGAACACGGCGUUUUGUCCCCAGCUAUUGUUUCUAUGAUAUCUUUUAUAAACAUUGAACGCAAUGAAAAUGCUAACGAAAUAGACCUUCCAGUAUAUUUUGAGGACGGAUUUGACAUUUUAAGCAAAGUUGUUGACAUUUGUCCAAACGAUAAGACUGAUACUCAGUGUAUACAUUUACUCUCAAUUCUAAAAUCAUAUCACACAGAAUUGACGGAGGGGAUUGGACUGACACAUUUGAACUCAUAUUCGUGCGAUUUGAAUCAAGAUUUAGACAGCUCUACUAUUUAUUUACAAACGAUUUUAGAGUUUUUGAAAGUUAACAUUAACGAAUUAACAUGUUUCAAUAAAUAUUUCAAAUGGCUUCGUAAUGAACGCUAUGAUUAUUAUGUACCAUAUAUGGAUAAUAAAUAUCGAUUUCUUUACUUCGAACCCGAACACAAGAUUAAUAAAUUUUACAAAACGAACGAAGGAUGCGACUUUGUUUUGAAUAUUUACACGCUUUGUUAUCAAGUUGUCAUGUUUCUCAAUAAUGGCAUUGAUAAUUUAGACACAAAGAAAGACACAUUAUUUCUAACAAGAGCACAGAGAAUUAUUGAUAACAUCGUUAAAUGUUUUCUAACGAUUAUUACUUACAAUGAGCAAAUAUACGAUAGAGAUCUUAUUAAUAUGUCAUAUAACAUAACUAUUCUUUUAAUAAGCCAACGGGAACGAAAAGCCAAGUAUGAUGAAACACUUUAUUACUCAAAGCGGAUUUUUAAUGUUGUUAUGAAUGAAUUGAAUACAUAUGGAAUAAAACAUUGUGAUAUAUCAAAACGCGAUUUUUUGUUAUUUAAUAAUAUCAAUUUUAUGGAAUUUGGUGUAGGUAAAUCACCUACAGAAAUGACAAUAAAUUUAUUUAAGAAAAGUUUUAAUAUUGCUAUCAGUCCGAAAUCGAUUGAUGAUAAAAAUUUAGAAUCCGACGAAUAUGGUCAUUUAAAUUUAAAUUUUUUACAUAGAAACUUUAUUAAAAAGUCGGGCAUUAUUAAUCAAUAUAAUUCUAAAAUCAUGAUAUACUGGAAAGGCAAAAAGUUAUCUUUCCUUAGUAUAAUUGGGAAUAUGAUGAAAUUUUGUAUUCAGCCUAAAUUUUUGUUUGCUUUUUAUGACAUGUAUUUUAAAUUUCAUAUUGCAGUUCUGUUUUGGGAAGUUAGAGACAUUAUAAAUAAAGAAAAGAAAUGGUUUACAAUAGAAAACCUUUUUGCGGAUUUAAGAUGUGUCCUGUCACAUUUGAAUGAUAGCAACUUUCCUUCUGAACUAUUACAUAUUGUCAAACAAAUACAAUUAGUAAUGUCUUUAAAAAUUGGAGAUGAAAUUGACCUUAACCAUCAGAAUAUAUACUUUUAUCGAUUAGGACAAAAAUCAAAUGAGAUUGAGGACAAAUUCAAGAAAUUAAACUUUACAUUUGAGAAUGUGGCUAAAACGCCAAAUAUUGUACAAUUUUUUUUUGAAAGUAAAGUUGAUAUGAGUAGUGCUAUUAAACUAUUUGCGAAUUCAUUAGACGCUGAAUUGGAAAAUGUCCAUAGGGUUUUAGAGCUUUUUUUCANGAAUGGAGGGAGGGAGUUUUAG